CAAAACUAAACACAUUACCGCGCGCCGGCCUCUGCUCUAAACGUUCUCCCGGUUUAAUCACCAUGUGAAGUAUAAACAUCAUUAAAAUCGGCGUAAUGGCGUAAGGUGUAAAUUAUACAAUGUCUGCGAGAGUUCUGUGUAUGGUGGUUCUGUUGGGAUGUGCGGUAUCGGAGAGAGAGUAUACCCCUGGUAUUAUAGGUGGUAUAUUCUAUGAGGAAGCGGAGAGUUUGAAAACAGCGUUGACAGUCAGUGCCCGGAUGUACAACUUUACUGCCUCAAUAAAGGAGGUGUCUGGCCGAGGAAAUAUACUCGAGCUGAACAGCCUUAUCUGUGAAUUAGCUGAGGAAGGUGUCAUAGGAAUCAUAGAUGGAGUCGGUGGCCGAGCUUCUGAGAAUAUUCAAGCUGUAUGCGAUACGCUCGAAAUGCCGCUAAUAUCGAUACAAAACAGCGACUUGGACACGAAAAACUGGUCUAUAAUUAACAUGUUUCCAAGUCCUGAUGUUUUUAAUAUGGCUUUGCAAAGUAUAAUACUUCAGAAGGACUGGAACAAUUUUACAAUAAUAUACGUGAAGGGACACACUCUAACUAAAGUUCACGAACUGAUGAAGAUGGGAAAACCGACGGAGAAAAAUACCGUUGUCCUGAGAGAACUGAGCGGUGAUGAUUACAGGGACGUACUAACGAACGCAAAAUUGAGCGGUUUUACAAACUUCAUAGUGGACUGUCCGACGGUACAUCUAGAGCAAAUACUGCGCCACGCCCAGCAAGUUGGCCUCAUGGCGGAUGAGCACUCGUAUAUCUUUGUAUCGCCGGAUCUCUUCACCAUCGACCUGACGAGAUAUAGAUAUGGCGGUGUUAAUAUGACAGGUUUCCGACUAACAGAUUUAAAACGUGACCAGCGACUCUGGGAGUUCACGGAUCUGUAUAACAACGAGACUGGCGACAUGCUGGAGAGCGCUGCCUUGGAGACUAAAGUGGUGCUGGUGCAUGAUGCUGUCAAGACGCUGUAUUCUGCACUGUCCAAGCUGCAGGUGCAGCCCGCCUCGCUGAGCUGCGAGAACUAUGAUGCCUGGAUGUACGGAUCAUCGGUGAUGAAUUUUAUUAAAACUAGCUCAAUAGUAGGCUUGAGCGGUCCACUAACUUAUGACGGCUUCGGACAAAGAAUAAACGUAAAUUUUGAAGUCCUAGAACUGACUCCAGCUGGCAAUCAGUCGAUGGGCGAAUGGAAGAAAAAUACACUAGUAAUACAAAGACCACCGGUGCCACAAGCUGAAAUUGCAGAGGAGACCAUAAUGAGAAACAAGACUUUUAAGGUGCUCAUUGCAACGACACCUCCAUACGGAUUCGUCAAAGAAUCACUUCAAAAAUUAGAAGGUAAUGAUAGAUACGAAGGCUUUACCAUCGAUUUGAUAGACAAAAUAGCCGAUAUAUUGGGCUUCAGUUACGAGUUUGAAACCGAAAAAGACUAUGGAAGCUGGGACUCUAAAACAAAGAAAUGGAACGGGAUGGUUUUAAAACUGAGAGAAGAGAAAGCAGAUUUUGCGAUAUGCGAUUUCACUAUAUCGGCGGAAAGACAACGCGGAAUAGAUUUUUCAACGCCAUUCAUGACGCUCGGUAUUGGAAUAUUAUACAAACAGCCAAGUAAACAACCACCUGAAAUGUUCUCUUUUAUGGCAGUUUUCUCUCAAGAGGUGUGGUACUACAUGCUAUUCGUGCAGCUUGGUCUGGGCGUGGUGAUGAUCUUCGUGGGUCGCAUCUCGCACAAGGAGUGGCAGAACCCGGUGCCGUGUGUGGAACAACCGGAGGAGCUCACCAACCAGUUCAGCUUCGCCAACUCCAUCUGGCUGAUCAUUGGAUCUGUUAUGCAGCAGGGAUCGGAGAUUGCUCCAAUUGCUCUUGCACCACGUAUAAUCACGAGUGUGUGGUGGUUCUUUACAAUGGUGAUGGUGGCAUCAUACGUCGGUACUCUAGUGGCUUUCCUCACUGUCGAGAAAAAUGUACUCCCCUUCCAAACAGUUGAAGAGUUGUAUGAACAUAAGGGUAUUGCAUUUGGAACAAAGAAGAAAGGUACUACGAUCAACUUCUUCAAGGAAUCUACAAACCCAAUAUAUAAGAAGAUGUAUGAGAAAAUGAAAGCAAAAGACUGGCUAGUCGAUGACAACGACGAUGGCGUCGAGAUCGCUGAAAAUUCGACGUAUGCAUUUUUCAUGGAAUCAACUUCGAUUGAAUAUACCACCGAGAGACACUGUGAUUUGCUCCAAGUGGGUGAUUUACUGGACUCCAAAAGCUACGGGAUCGGUAUGAUAAAAGGGUCGCCUUAUAAAAAGUACAUAGACGAUGCACUUCUCAAACUGAAGGAGAGCGGUGACAUACAAAAACUAAAGGACAUUUGGUGGAAGGAGAAAAGAGGCGGCGGCAAGUGCGGCGAAAAACGCGAUGAGGAAAACAAGCAGCUCGGUCUAAAGCAUAUGCUGGGUGCGUUUGUGGUGCUCGGAGUUGGGCUGCUGAUAGGUCUCGUCAUCUCCACACUAGACAUGCUGUGGGGCGUCUUCAAACGAUCCGUCAAGUAUAAUACGACAUUCAAGUACGAGCUGAUAGAAGAACUGAAGUUCGCUGUGAUGUUUAGUGGUGACAUAAAGCCAGUGAAGAGGCCGUCCAAGACGUCGUCCAGCGCCGAGGCUUUGGCGGAAUCGGAGGCGAAGGAUGACAUUACGUCCUUGAAGUCCAUUGGUUCUGGACGCUCUACUGACACUCACAGGACGCAUCACUCGCACAGUUCGAAACAUUCUUCCGGUUUGAGUGUAGCUUUCGCUAGGAGAAGAGAGUAUACAUAAAGGGGUAAUUAAUAGGGUCUAUUCAAAAAGAGGAAGUACUCGACGAUGCAUAAAAGUGUAGCGGUACCACAAGGACAAUGAGUUAAAAUAUCAUAUAGCGUAGGCAGUUCUUGUUAAUAUAGUUUUGUAUCGCUAUUAUGCAUCGUAGUAUCGCGUAAUUCAAAGUAAACUGACCCAAAUGUUUUAGGUAAUUAGCUAAUGAAGAAAGCAAGAAGUGUAAAUGAGACUAAAACAAAAUCGUGCAAUUACUAGUUAU
Aricia agestis (brown argus) is the source of this 3090-nucleotide messenger RNA. RefSeq names its product glutamate receptor ionotropic, kainate 3-like. Gene Ontology annotation, cellular component: postsynaptic membrane; plasma membrane. Lineage: Eukaryota; Metazoa; Arthropoda; Insecta; Lepidoptera; Lycaenidae. The transcript has 17 exons. The coding region runs from base 120 to 2834 and encodes 904 amino acids. Gene Ontology annotation, biological process: synaptic transmission, glutamatergic; monoatomic ion transport; modulation of chemical synaptic transmission. Gene Ontology annotation, molecular function: glutamate-gated receptor activity; transmitter-gated monoatomic ion channel activity involved in regulation of postsynaptic membrane potential. The record is from RefSeq and is a predicted model, not a curated record.